AUGGCAGACGUCAACAUAUACGACAUCAGCGCCCACCACUACAUUGGGGCGCUCACCGUGCUCGUCGACAUACUCAAAAAGGCGGCGCAGCAGCCCGACGCUUCCACCUUUCCAGACGCCACCCUGAUUGCCGACAUGAAGCCGCUGACCUUUCACGUGCAGUCCGUGACCAAGACGGUCAGCCGCUCGCUGUCGCGGCUGUUGGAGACGGAGGUCCAGGCGUGGGAGGACACGGAGACGACCAUGGAGGAGCUUAUCCAGCGCGCCGAGGCGUGCCUUGCCAUGCUGAGGGGUCUUGAUCCGGCGACGUUUGUUGGCAAGGAGAAGACGGUCAUUUCCCUACCCGCGGGCGAGUUUGUGGGAAAGCAAUUUAUUCUGGGUUUCGGGGUGCCCAAUAUUUACUUUCACCUCAAUAUGGUGUACGCCAUCCUACGGAUGAAGGGCGUGCCGCUAGGAAAAGCGGAUUACCUCUCGCCGUGGCACCGACCUGAAGCAUGA
This is a messenger RNA of Pestalotiopsis fici W106-1, 498 nucleotides long. RefSeq lists its product as uncharacterized. Bases 1 to 498 code for a protein of 165 amino acids. The record is from RefSeq and is a predicted model, not a curated record. The transcript has a single exon. Lineage: Eukaryota; Fungi; Ascomycota; Sordariomycetes; Amphisphaeriales; Sporocadaceae.